Oryza sativa Japonica Group (Japanese rice) is the source of this 1401-nucleotide messenger RNA. The record is from RefSeq and is a predicted model, not a curated record. NCBI's taxonomy places the organism in Eukaryota, Viridiplantae, Streptophyta, Magnoliopsida, Poales, Poaceae.
AUGGACCCCACCUGUCAUCCUCUUUCUCCCCUCUUAUCUCUAUCCUCUUCGUCCUCUAGUUCUGCACUUCCGCGCGCGGAUCGAGUUGGCUCGAGUGCUCGACGGCGGCACGAGGAGUUCGACGCCAUCCACUCCGACAAGGCCAAGGCGCUCCUCGACACCUACCGCAUCGGCGAGCUCAUCACCACCGGCUCCGGGUACAGCUCCGACAACUCCGUCCACGGCGCGUCCAACCUCUCCCAGCUCGCCCCCAUCCGCGAGGCCAUCAAGGCCCCGGCGCCCAUCGCGCUCUCCAGCCCGGGCGACAAGGUCCCCUGCCAACUCAUCGACAAGAAGGAGCUCUCCCGCGACGUCCGCCUCUUCCGCUUCGCGCUGCCGUCCUUUGACCAGGUGCUCGGCCUCCCCGUCGGCAAGCACAUCUUGAUCUGCGCCAGCAUCGAAGGGAAGCUGUGCAUGCGAGCGUACACGCCGACGAGCAUGGUCGACGAGGUCGGCCACUUCGACCUCUUCAUCAAGGUGUACUUCAAGAACGAGCACCCCAAGUUCCCCAAUGGCGGGCUCAUGACGCAGUACCUGGACUUGCUCCCCGUGGGCGCCUACAUCGACGUCAAGGGGCCACUCGACCACGUCGAGUACACCGGCCGCGGUGAGUUCGUCAUCAACGACAAGCCGCAGAACGCGCGGGCGCCGGCCGGCGGGAGGAGAGGAGAUGCGGGGGGCGGCGCACUUCGUUGGGCGGCGGCGCGUCAUUCAUGCGGAAGCGGCCGAGGCACGCGCGGGUGGAGGUGUCGCCGGCCGAGGCGGCGGCGGCGGUUGAGAAGGAACGGCAACACAAUCUCAACGGUGGUCCAAUCGGUCUUGAUCUCGCGGCAGCGGCGGCGACGAACAUGCCGAGGCACACGGCGCAAUCAGUUGCGCGGAGGCAGCGGCGUCCUCCUCCCUCCAGUUCUGCGUGUGGAUCGAGUCGGCUCGACGGCGGCACGCGGCUGCAGCGGCGACUGGCGAGGGGAAGAGGAAGGGGCCUCCUUCUUCGUAGGGAGGGCGACGAUGGCGGCCUCCAUCUCCCCCGUCGUCAUCUCCAUAGGCAGGCCGUGCAGCGCUGGCGUGCCGCCCGGAGCUCCUCGGCGUCGAGGCGGCCGCGGCGGAGACGGCCUCCCGCUGCCGCCCGCCACGGCUUCCAUGACGGAGACGCCACUGAAGGCAAGAGAGGAGCUAGGAGUUGAUGGUGGAGGCGCAGGCGGCGGCGGCGGAGGUGGCGAGGGUGGUGGUGGAGGCGGAGUUGGUAGCGGCAGCGGCGCGAGGGAUGUGGCGGUGGCGGGAGGCGGGAGCGGCGGCGGAGUCGGUGGUGAACCAUUUUAUUUUGGCCGCAUGAACAAACCCCUGACGGGCCUCCCGAACUAA